GGGGCGGCCAUGGCGCGUCGUCCGGCGGUGCUGCGCGCCCAGCCUUGCGCUCUGGCGGCGGCGGCGGCGAUAGCGCUGGCCUGCGCGCUCUACUACGCGGGCUCCAGCCCCGCUCGGCCCGGCCCGCCGCCGCCGGGGCCCCCUCGGCCGCCCUCCCCGUCGCCCCCCGGGCCGGCGCCGGACAGCAAGGCCAAGGCGGGCGAGGAGGAGCUGCUGCUGCGGGCCGAGGCGGCGGAGCUGCACGUGCUGGCGGUGCUGGCCAAGGCGGAGCGCAACGAGGCGCUGCGGGCCAAGGCGGCGGCGGCGCUGCGCUCCCUGGUGCGCUUCGGCAAGCUGGGCCCGCGGGAGGCGCUGGCGCUGCACCUGCUCUGCGACGGGCCCAGCCGGAGCGCCGCCCGGCAGCUGCUCCAGCAGGCGCUGCGCCCCGCCGCCUUCAAGUACAAGGUGGUCUUCCACGACCUGGAGGUGCUGACCCAGAAGCUGCAGCCCACGGUGGAGGCCAUGCAGAAGCUCUUCAGUGCGGGGGCUGGCAGCUACUACGGGGACUCGCUCUUCUUCCUCUCGGUCGCCAUGCACCACCUCAUGCCCAGAGAAGUUUCACGGGUCAUACAGGUGGACCUGGAUGUGGAGUACCGGGCCAAUAUCCGGGAACUGUUUCAGGAAUUUGACAACUUCCCAGAAGGAGCAGUUAUUGGCAUCGCCCAAGAAAUGCAGCCGGUCUAUCGGCACAUCUUCUGGCAGUAUCGGCAGGAGCAUCCCGGGACCAAGGUGGGGGAGCCGCCUCCGGACGGACUGCCUGGCUUCAACAGCGGGGUGCUGCUGCUGGACCUGGAGGCCAUGCGCCAGUCAGAGCUCUACAACCGUCUGCUAGAGCCGGCGGUGGUGCAGCAGCUGGCCAGCAAGUUCCACUUCAAGGGCCACCUGGGGGACCAGGAUUUCUUCACCCUGGUGGGCAUGGAGCACCCCGAGCUCUUCCACGUCUUGGACUGCACCUGGAACCGCCAGCUCUGCACCUGGUGGCGGGACCACGGCUACAGCGAUGUCUUCGAGCGCUACUUCUGCUGCAACGGCCACGUCCGCAUCUACCACGGGAACUGCAACACGCCCAUCCCAGCAGAGUAGCGGCUGCUGGGGGGGGGGCAGAGGGGGCGGCCACAGGUCGGACCUGAGGGGCAGCAGCGAGGAGACUGGAAGGGGCCUUCCGAGAAGCAGUCCAGCAGCAGCCCAGGCCACCUGCCCUGGGGUGGCCGGGGGCUGUGCGCUCUCCCCAAUGGAAGGAGCCAUCGCCUGGCCCUCGGACUCGGGGGGCCUGGGGGGUGUUGGGCAGAAGGGCCCGUGUGGGGGAGUGUCCUGUGUGCGGGACGGUUGAGCGUGGGCGUCCUGCGCCUGGCGAAGAGGCCACUGGGCUUCAUGCUCAAGAGCACCUCCAUGGAGGGGACCCUGAACCACCGUCCCGUCUCGUCCUCAGCCACCCUCUGCCGGUGCCGGCUUGAAUGCCUGGCUGGAGCUGCCUCUGGGUUCCUGGGCUGGGUGCAGGGAGGGGGGGGGUCUCUGCUUAUCAGGGGCAGCUGCCUAGCCCUUGCCUCCCCCCAGGCAGGAGGAGGUGGUGACAGGGGGAUGCGGCGGCUUCUCUCCCCUUGUGCAAUAAAAUGGUGAGGACCACUUCCAUCCGCUGCCUGCACCCACUUGCUUGUCCCAGUCAAGGCAGCCAGGAGGGCCACGGAAGGAGUACCAGCCAUGGGCCAGCUGCCAUUCAUGCGCUCCUCCUCCUCCUCCUCC
This is a messenger RNA of Notechis scutatus (mainland tiger snake), 1779 nucleotides long. RefSeq names its product xyloside xylosyltransferase 1 (gene XXYLT1). Gene Ontology annotation, molecular function: xylosyl alpha-1,3-xylosyltransferase activity. Gene Ontology annotation, biological process: protein O-linked glycosylation via N-acetylgalactosamine. Gene Ontology annotation, cellular component: endoplasmic reticulum membrane. The record is from RefSeq and is a predicted model, not a curated record. Lineage: Eukaryota; Metazoa; Chordata; Lepidosauria; Squamata; Elapidae.